AUGGGUGGCUGCAACUCCCACAGCAAGCAACAAAAAGGAGAUGUCCCCUUGGACCCACACCAACGGGUUCCGCUCGCCGCUGCGGCUUCGGCUUCUCUGGCAGCAGCGGCAGCGGCGGCAGCAGGGAGCACCCCGUCUACUGCAGGGGCAACACCAGAAGGGUCAGCGGCGUCCAACUCGUCCCAUGAUGGCAAAGCGAAUGGCUCGUUCUCACCGCCGCAGCGGCGCCCUGCGUUCACCAUCUACAUGGAGGUAGAGGAUAUCGAUGUGGACAGCGGCGGAUUCACUGCGAAUGUACCCACAGACGGUAGUAUGUAUGCAUUGACGCCCGUCGUUCCUGUAGCGCCCUUCGUCGCUCGGGAUUCACGUAGGUUGGCCGCCAGCAUCUUCCAGGAGCGCUACGGCAAGCCGGAUGACAGUGACGACGACGGUGCUGGAAAGGCGGACGCUAAGAAGCCGGACAGUGGUGGGGGAGGCAACGGCAAUGGAGUGACGAGCGUUGACGCUACCGCCCCGACAUCAACAACAACGGCGGUGGCGAGGGUUGCGGAGAAGGAGAUUGUUUCGAAACCACCGGAAGCGCACUCGGAACCGUCCACGUCGACAAUUGAGUGCCAGUCACCCGACUUCACGAUGAGUACGACCUUGCGGCCCCAAACGGCACGCCCGCAACCGUAUAGUGAUAAGCCACACGGCGGGUGUGACGAGGAAGGGCAGAAGCAGGAGGAGGAGGAGGAAGAGGAGGAGAAGGAGGAGGAGGAAGAGAAUGGUAACGUAGAGGACUUCACCAAGACUUCUAAAGCGGUGAGGAGAGGGUUCUUCGGGUUCCGUCUCACCGAUUCGAAGAAAGGAUCCAGCAGCAAGGAAGCGAAUGCGUCCAAGAAGAAGAAUAGAGAAAAGAAGAAGAAGAAGGAGAAGGAGAAGGAGAAGGAGAAGGAG
Molecule: messenger RNA, 939 nt
Organism: Trypanosoma grayi
Lineage: Eukaryota; Euglenozoa; Kinetoplastea; Trypanosomatida; Trypanosomatidae
Exons: 1
Source: RefSeq, a predicted model, not a curated record